Schistosoma curassoni is the source of this 2485-nucleotide messenger RNA. Lineage: Eukaryota; Metazoa; Platyhelminthes; Trematoda; Strigeidida; Schistosomatidae. The record is from the annotation of a GenBank genome assembly.
UAGCGCGACGCCAUAUUUACACCUUUGUUCGUCGUUGCUGACUCAUAUCGAAUUAUUUACCGUUUCGAUGGCGCCCAAGAAAAAGACCAAUGAGAUAGUAACACGGGGUCGUAGUAAAUCAACUAGUCGGAGUACUUCGAAAGUUCGUGCACGAACCCCAAGCUCUGCACGGUCUCGAUCAAAAACACCUACUAGGCGAGCGCGUACGCCCGCCUCUGAAUCCAAGGUGAGACGUAGACGUUCUCCGAGCGUUGACCCAAGUGAAGAAUCUGUCAAAAGUGUUACAAAAACAACCCAAUAUACCGAGACUGUUUUUGACCGCCCUGUUCAAACUGACAUGUUUAAAUCAUUGCCUCUAAACCAUGGACUGUCUCGUUUUUCCCAAAAAAUUAUCAAGAAAAUAGAAACAGAAAAACCAACUCAUUUCUAUGAAGAAGGACUAGUUCACAAGCCGGAAGCGAUCCAACCACACAAACCAGUAACACUAACUCCACUCUUAACAAAUUAUCGUAAAACGUUGUUUAGUCCAACUGUUGUUGCUAUUAUUCAAGUACUGUUCAUUAUACCAUUUGUUUACUGGCUGAACCUUCUGAUAUUUGCACCUGUUUCAGUAAGCAAUUUUUCCGGCGAAAAUAAAAGCUUAUGGGAAUCAGCGUUUCCACUAAUUGAAAUUCUUUGGCCAACUGGUGAUAAUAAAAGUUUGUGGGGUCCUGCACGUCCAUUUCUUGGAGUUCUUUGGCCAACUGACUGGCACAACUAUAUCAAUAUCCAGAGUUCUGUGCUCGUCUUUAUGUAUCUUUUGUUGCAGUGUCUAGUUGCUCGUUUUCUCCCUAUUGGUCGAAUUGUUACAACGGGGAUCCGAAAUAUCGACUACCGCUGUAAUAGUCUGAUGUCUUUUAUCAUCUUCAUUGGGUUGUUCGCUUUCGCUGAAAUUUCCGAGUGUACUACAAUCAGAAACUUAAAACCAAGUGAAAUGCUCCCAAACCUGUGGCUCAGUUUACUGACUUCAUCUUGUUUGGCGUCUCUUUUUUUGUCGUUUGUUGCGUAUUUCGCCUCUAAGACAGUUGUACGAUAUACAAGACAAUCAGCGGCCAAAACAAGUAGUAUUUUCCUUGAUUUUUGGUGUGGUCGUCACGUACGACCCCAGUGGUUUGGUAUUGAUUGGAAAAUGACUAUAACACGGUCGGGAUUGAUGGCAUUGCCCUUAAUAGACUUAACGUAUAUAUUCAGACAGUAUGAGCAAUAUGAACGCAUUAGCCCGGCUCUUGCUGCGCAUGCUCUUAUGCACGCUUUAUGGGUGCUUGACUUCUUCAUCUUCGAGCAUACCUUCUCCUUUACUUACGAAGCGCAAUCUGUAACAUUCGGUUCUUGCUUUAUUAUCAGUCGAUUGGUCGCUUUACCUUUCGUAUAUUCCAUAACAAGUUCAUACUUGUCUUCAAGACCUGAUGUUGGCAGACAGCUAACUAGUUCUUCAAAACAUAGUUGUAAUGCUUGGAUUAUGGGAAUUGCUAUUGUUUUAUUUUUACUGGGAUUAUGGAUUUAUCGUAGAUCAAACAACCAGAAAGAUAGAUUCAGACGUGAUCCCCACGAUCCAUCGUUUGCUAAUGCUGAAAUAGUUGUUGGACCAGGUGCUCAACGAUUACUAGUUUCGGGUCUUUGGGGUUAUGUUCGCCACCCAAAUUAUGUGGGUUACAUUAUUUUGGCCGUGGCAAUGCAGGUUCCAUGCGGUGAGUUUUAUUAAUUUCUAUGUGAAUAGGAGAGCAAUAUUGUUUGGGUCACUAGUGUUUUUCGAAAAUCAUCCUUAACACUAAAUCUGUACACAACACAUUAUGUAGAUACAAUACAUAAAUUUUUCAGGAUUGAGCAACUAAAUCACAGAGUUUACCAGACGACCGUUGGAUUGGUCCACAGUCACCUGGGUAAUUGCCGAAACAAGCCUGUUUGAAUCGGCACUCGUACUGAUCGCAUUACUAUGAUUUGUCGUGUUGAUCGCUGGCAAUUGAUACUAACUUUCCACAUUACUCUCUUUAUAGGUUUCGACUCUCCACUGUUAUGGGGAAUUUCCGCUAUCACAAUUCUCAACAUUAUUCAUCGUUCUAUAGUUGUGGAGGAUGCUUGUUUAAGAAAACAUGGUCCAGCAUGGCAAAAGUACACAGCCUUGGUGCCGUAUCGAUUCAUACCUAAAGUUUUUUAAUUACUACUUAUUUCAUAAUAUUUAUUGCAUUUAUGUCAAUGUGUUUUAUAUAUUUUUCGCUCAAUGGUCAAUUCUUAUAAAUUUUAAUGUUUAUAGAUUUAUGCUCUUUGUUUUAAUGCAAACUUUUAGAAUUCUUCAAAUUGGCAGCAUUCAUAUAUCCAAGUUUUGUUAUUACAAUCUAUUAGGUGUACAGUUUUCUAUCUAACCUUUUUUACUCCCAAUGUUUUAUUCUAAUAAUAAGUCGAUGUUUUUUAAUCUCAUUGCUUAUCCCCAUAAAAAAUUACAAAAGAA